Messenger RNA from Acomys russatus (golden spiny mouse), 2671 nucleotides. RefSeq names its product nucleolar protein 11 (gene Nol11). The record is from RefSeq and is a predicted model, not a curated record. Gene Ontology annotation, biological process: maturation of SSU-rRNA. Bases 35 to 2206 code for a protein of 723 amino acids. The transcript is spliced from 18 exons. NCBI's taxonomy places the organism in Eukaryota, Metazoa, Chordata, Mammalia, Rodentia, Muridae. Gene Ontology annotation, molecular function: protein binding; RNA binding. Gene Ontology annotation, cellular component: nucleus; nucleolus.
UGGGAGGCGUGCUAGGGUCGCAGGCCAGCCCAAGAUGGCAACGCUGGAAGAGGAGUUCACGCUGUCUACUGGAGUCUUGGGCGCCGGGCCUGAAGGAUUCCUAGGUGUAGAGCAGAGUGACAAAGCAGACCAGUUCCUAGUGACAGACGGCGGCAGGACCGUCGUCCUCUACAAGGUUUCUGACCAGAAACCCUUGGGCAGCUGGUCGGUGAAACAAGGCCAGUGUAUAACGUGUCCAGCUGUGUGCAACUUUCAGACGGGAGAGUAUAUUGUGGUACAUGACCAUAAGGUUUUGAGAAUAUGGAAUAAUGAAGAUGUAACCCUGGAUAAAGUAUUUAAAGCUACACUGUCAGCUGAGGUCCAUAGGAUCCAUUCAGUACAAAGGACAGAACCAUUGGUACUGUUCAGCAGAGGUGCUGCUCGUGGGCUAGAGGCCUUGCUUACCGAGCCUCAGCAGAACAUUGAAGCUGUCAUACCUGAUGAGGAGGUAAUCAAGUGGUCAGAGGUUUUCAUGUUAUUUAAACAACCCGUCUUAAUUUUUAUUACUGAAAAUCAUGAGAAUUAUUUUGCUUACGUACAGUUGUGCAAAUCACACACCUUAAGCAAAUACACACUCUUACUUGGAAAACAAGAAAACACUGUUAAACCAAAUUUUACUGCACGUUUGGAUGGGAAAUUCAUCUCCCUGGUGUCGCUAAGCUCUGAUGGGUGUAUAUAUGAAACCUUGAUACCAAUGUAUUCAAGUGACACAGAAAAAAAUCAGAGGUUAGGUAGAGCACUGAUGCUCAAGGCAGUUGUGUCUGGUGGUGCUCGAAAUGGUCUGGCCCUCACCUUCCUGGAUCAAGACCACAUAGCCGUCCUGGGACCUCCACUUCCAGCUUCUAAGGAUUGCCUCUCCAUAUGGAACAUAAAGUUUCAAACAUUGCAGACAUCAAAAGAGCUGCCACAAGGAACCAGUGGGCAACUCUGGUAUCAUGGGGAAAUACUAUUUAUGCUACAUGGAAAGUGUCUAACUGUGAUUCCGUACAAGUGUGAAGUGUCAUCUCUAGCCAGCGCUCUUGGAAAGCUCAAGCCUACUCAAGAGUCAGGCACUCAUUCCAUGCCCCAUUUUGUAAACUGGGAAACGUGUUCAGGAUAUGAACUUGGGUCCUGCAGUGCAGAGCAGUCAAAAACUCCAAGGAGAAAAAAAAUUGAAACAAAUUUACAACCAGAAGUUCCAGGAUUCAAGCAACUUUUAUUAAUAAUAAAGAAAGAUUCGGAAAAACACAUUGAAGUAGAACUACGAAAAUUCUUGGCUAAGUCAACACCUGACUUUCAUACUGUAAUUGGGGAUAUAGUGGCGGGGCUUCUGGGAAGAUGCAAAGCAGAACAAUCAUUUUAUCCCCGGAACUGUCUGAUGCAGCUCAUCCAAACACACGUGCUUUCCUACAGCUUGUGCCCUGGCUUGAUGGAGAUUGCCCUAGAGCACAGGGACGUGCAGAUGUUACAGCUGUGUCUGCAGCAGUUCCCUGACAUUCCUGAGUCUACCACCUGUGCUUGCUUAAAACUUUUCUUGAGCAUUGCUGAUGACUGUCUCCGAGACAUUACUAUCAAUGUGGAGUCAGUUUUUGAUUAUAGUGACGUCAUACAAGAUGGGGAAGAGGAAAUGGAAGAGCAAACUGAAAUUGCUCAAAAUGGCUUCAGUCCCGAAGACAGUGGCUGCAGUAAAGACAGUCAGCAAUUAAGCAAAAAGGCUGGAGAUGCAACACAGGAGACCAUCUCAUUCCCUGUGACUUCAUGUCCUGUGUCACCAAAACGAGCCACUCUGCUAAAUGCAGUCCUUCAUUCAGCAUAUAGUGAGCCCUUCCUUCUGCCGCACUUGAAAGACAUCCCUGCCAAGCACAUCACACUAUUUCUCCAGUAUUUGUAUUUCCUCUAUCUGAAGUGUAGUGGCAAUGCUACUAUGACUCUUCCUGGAAAAAGCCCGCCAACUGUGAGCCAGAUUAUGGAUUGGAUAUGCCUGCUUCUAGAUGCUAAUUUUACUGUUGUCUUAAUGAUCCCAGAAGCAAAAAGACUCUUGCUUAAUCUUUACAAUUUUGUGAAAUCUCAGAUCUCCAUCUAUUCCGAGCUCAACAAGAUUGAAGUAAGUUUCCGGGAGCUGCAGAAAUUAAACCAAGAGAAGAGCAGCAGAGGACUCUACUCCAUUGAAGUGCUGGAGCUCUUUUGAUGGCGGGGCUUUCCCUUCAUGGACAUUUAUGGAGUUCUCCAUCUUUUUGGUUUGGUUUUUUUGAGACGCUUCUCACUAUGUAGCCCUGGCUGUCUUGGAGCUCACUAUGUAGACCAGGCUUGCCUCAAACUCAUGGAGAUCCGCCUGCCUCUACCUUCCAGAAUGCUGGGAUUAAAGGUGUGUGCCACCACGCCUGGCUUGAUGGAAUCCUUUAUAUGAAUCUGCUUCUUCAUCCAUGGAAAGAAGUUUGGUUUGUAUCCAUCAGUGUCUAGAGAGAAGUGUGAGGACCUGGACCAUCGUGUGUCACCAUUCCUCAGUGUGCUACAGGUUCCACACACAUCCAUAGAAGGAGGUUAUGAACCUUUUUGAGCUGAUUUUAAGUAAACUUAUUUGCAUACUGAUAAAAGUCUAAUUUCUUAUGUAUUUUAAUAGUUUUUCUUUUAAUAAAAGAAGCAAAUUAUCUCU